Messenger RNA from Trichosurus vulpecula (common brushtail), 2193 nucleotides. Its product is annotated as zinc finger and SCAN domain-containing protein 12-like. Bases 1 to 2193 code for a protein of 730 amino acids. The transcript is spliced from 5 exons. Lineage: Eukaryota; Metazoa; Chordata; Mammalia; Diprotodontia; Phalangeridae. Gene Ontology annotation, molecular function: RNA polymerase II cis-regulatory region sequence-specific DNA binding; DNA-binding transcription factor activity, RNA polymerase II-specific. Gene Ontology annotation, biological process: regulation of transcription by RNA polymerase II. The record is from RefSeq and is a predicted model, not a curated record.
AUGACUGACGUUUCAGCUGCCCAAGCUCCAAAGGAGCUGGAGGGACUUUUGAUAGUGAAGGUAGAAGAGGAAGAUCGUGCCUGGGGACAGGAAUCUGACCCUCUUGGAAACAAAGCCUGUAUCCAAGAGAUCUCCCGCAGGAACUUUAGACACCUCUGCUACCAGGAGACAGGAGGUCCAAGAGAUGCUCUGAACCGACUCCAGGAACUUUGUCAUCAGUGGUUGAGGCCUGACAUACACACAAAGGAGCAGAUCCUGGAGUUCCUGGUGUUGGAGCAGUUCCUGACUAUCCUGCCUGAUUCACUGCAGACCCAGGUCCGUGAUCACCAUCCAGAGAGUGGAGAAGAAGCUGUGACGUUGGCAGAGGAUUUAGAGAGAAACCUUGGUGCACCAGGAAAACAGGUCCAAACCUAUGCACUAGGAUGUGAAGGGCUUUUAGAGAAGGCGACAUCUGUAGGAGUGUCACGGGAUUUACAGAAUGCCCAUUUCCAGCCAGUGGAGACCCAGAUUCCACAUGAAGAAGUUUCAGAUGGUAAGACCAGAUGCAGUGCAACAAAGUUGUCUCCAAAGCAAGCACUUUUGAAGGAAAUGGAACCACAUGAGGAGAUAACUAAUAAGUUUAAUGGAGAAAUUCUACAGGCUCCUGAAGAUGGAGAAGCAUGUGAACAUGAUGUCAGGUUAAAAAAUCAAUGGGGAAAGCCCACAGGCAAUGAACAACAUAAGCAUGGUGAAUCAGAAACGAACUUCAUCCAGAACUUAGUUCAGAAUUCAAUUCAAAAUCAAAGCCAUCAAAUAGGGGAGAAAGCCUAUAAACAUGUUGAGCAUGAGAGGACCUUUAAUCACAGUACAGGUGUAGUGGAACAUCAGAAGAACCACAUAGGAGACCAAUCCUCUAGAUGUGAAGAAUGUGGGAAAAUUUUCAGUUCAAAUAAUGGUCUAAUUCGACACAUGAGAAUCCAUACUGGAGUGAGACCCUACAAAUGUAAUGAGUGUGGAAAAGCCUUUUGUCAGAGAUCAGUUCUUAAUCAACACCAGAGACUCCAUAGUGGAGAGAAGCACUAUCAGUGUAAUGAGUGUGGCAAGGCCUUCAGUCAGAAUGCAGGGCUUUUUAAUCAUCUUAAAAAACACACUGGAGAAAAACGCUUUCACUGUAAUCAGUGUAGCAAAAGCUUUACUCGACAGUCGAUCCUUAUUCAGCAUCAGGGAGUUCACACUGGAGAGAAACCCUACGAGUGUAAUGAAUGUGGGAAAGCCUUUGUUUAUAACUCAUCCCUUUUUUCACAUCAGGAAAUCCACCACAAAGAAAAACAUUUUAAAUGUAAUGAAUGUGGGAAAGCUUUCUGCAGGAAAACAGGCCUUACUGAACAUCAGAAAAUCCAUUAUGUGGAGAAAUCCUAUGAAAAUGAUGAAUGUGGGAAAUCCUUCAAUCAGAGUGGAAGCCUCAUUGAACAUCAGAAUAACCACACAGAAGAGAAACCAUACAAAUGCGAAGAAUGUGGAAAAACUUUCAGUGCCAAAGCUGGCCUUAUUCGACAUAAGAAAAUUCACACUGGGGAAAGACCCUAUAAAUGUGAGGAGUGUGGCAAAGCUUUUUGCCAGUUGUCAGCCCUUAAUCAGCAUCAGUCUGUCCACACUGGAGAGAAACGGUAUAGAUGUAAUGAGUGUGGCAAAGCCUUCAGUCAGAACACAGGGCUUUUUUAUCAUCUCAGAGUCCAUACUGGGGAAAAACCCUUUCAGUGUAACUUAUGUGGUAAAAAGUUCAGUCGGCGCUCAAUACUUAUUAAACAUCAGAAAAUUCACUGGAGGAGGGCUUUGUGUCGCCUGCCCACCGCGCCUUUGAGCCUGAGCGGGGCUGCACCUCCUCAAAGCGCUCGGGAGGGCGGGCGCACCAGCCUCCUCCCUCCCGGUUGGGUAGUGCGCCGGCGGCCCAGCCGACCCCUCCUCUGCGCACGGAGAUCUGGACCCCCCGGUGGGGGGGGGGGCUCCUCUGAACACGGCGCAGCCCAAGAGAAGCCUGGGUCACUGAAAGCGCCAAAACCCAGGGCUGGGCCAGUGACCUGUGUCCCCGGGGCCCUGAACAGCUGGGACUACCCCCCGCCCGGGUUAAAGAUUGAGAUUUAUAAAGCUGAAAGGGAUUCUGGAGGGAUUAUCCGGUACAAAUGCCCUGUGAGGAAACAGGCCCUCAGAGGUUAA